AGGAGCAGGAGGAGGAGGUGAUGAAGGGCGGGUGGAGCAGAGCUCGGCUUGAGCCCUCCCGGCUCCCAUCGCUGCGCUCCGCCCCGCUCCGCCCCAGCGGCACCGGCGGAGGGCAGCGGCGGAGGAGGCGGCGGCGGCCAUGGCCGAUUACUGGAAAUCUCAGCCAAAAAAGUUCUGCGAUUACUGCAAGUGCUGGAUAGCAGACAACAGACCUAGCAUAGAGUUUCAUGAAAGAGGAAAGAAUCAUAAAGAAAAUGUGGCAAAAAGAAUUAGUGAGAUUAAAAAGAAAAGCUUGGAAAAAGCAAAAGAAGAAGAAAACAUGUCAAAAGAAUUUGCAGCAAUGGAGGAGGCUGCAAUGAAAGCAUAUCAAGAGGAUUUGAAAAGGCUUGGAAUCAAGCCAGAUGAGGUAGGUCCCAGUUCAGCGCUGAGUAAAACACAGAGUAGCACAACAGAAGAUAAAGGAAAGAAAGAAAAGAAGGAAAAGAAAGAAAAGAAGGAAAAGAAGGAAAAGAAAAAAAAGACAUCUCCGGGCACCUCAGAGCCACCGAAAGUUGAAACGAAGGAGUGGGUGCAAGGACUUUCUCCCGAAGGCUACACUUACUACUACAAUACAAAAACAGGAGAAUCACAGUGGGAAAAACCUAAAGGAUUCCAAGGCAACUCUAAAAAUUCGCAAACGGGAGCAGUGUGGGUAGAAGGUGUCACUGAAGAUGGUCAUGCCUAUUACUAUAACACACAAACAGGAGUAUCCACGUGGGAAAAACCUGAUGGUUUUGUUUCAUCUUCAAAUGAGAACAGUCAACGCGGCAAGCAUUCUGAAGAGCGUGCAGAAGCAGGUUCCAAAGCAUCUGAAUCGGACUCCGAUCAGGAAGACAGUGAAAGUGAAGCACAAAGUCCAGGAAAAAAUUCCAAGAGGAAAGGAGGUCAUGAUGAAGAAUCAGAGGAAGAGAAGUCUCCCAAGGCUAAAAAGUUAAGCCCUUAUGGGAAAUGGCGGGAAGUUAAUCUGGAAGAAGAGAGUACAUCAGCUUCCAAAGGUAAUUCCAGUGACACAUCUAAGACCAACCCUUACGGAAAAUGGGAAGCAAUUAAAAAUGAAGAAGAAGAAGAAGAAGAAGAAUCAGGUGAAAAAGUGGACCUGGAGCUUCCUAGUACAGAGAGUGACAAUAUACCAGCUCCAGUGCUAGAGGUUCCAGAAGAUGCCCAGGUGAUAUUUACAGAGAAGACAGUUACCUCCCUUGGAGACCUGACAGAAGGGGUGCCAACAUUUAAAAAGAGGAAAUUUGAAAAUGGAAAAUCCAGAAACUUAAGACAAAGACUAAGUGAUCAGUAACAGAUCAUUUUAGAAUCCGUUUAGGCUUGAGAGAAUCAGAAGUUUAAUAUUCUAAACAGGCUUUUAUAAAGAAAAUGUUGGAUAGAAAAUAAGGAUUUAUAGGUAUUAAAACAUAUGUGAGUUGUACUAUUUUUUUAUUUUAUUUUGAUGUGAGUGCAUUUGGAAUGGAAGUUUGUGUUAUAUUACUUAUGCAGUAUUGUAAAUAGUUUUAACUUUUGUUUUAACCAUGCCGUCUAAGUUCAAUUUGCUCAGUGUAUGCUGUUUUAAAUACAUUUUGUCAGUUUUUUUAUCCCUUUUCUAAGUAUGGGACAAUGUGCUAAUGCUUAAUCUAAAAAAAAUGAUACAGACCUUUUAUUUUUACACAAGAACUGGAUCAGUGGCAUGUACUAGAGAGUAAAAUCAUCCCCCAAGAUAAUCUAUGUGGAGUAGUUUCCUAACUAAUGAGUAAAAGUACUGUGCUUACUAACCUUUAAUUAAUUGCUUGCAAAAUACUAGGUGAUGAGAGUUCCAACAUUUCAAGUAGAUAAACUGAAAGCUGUUUUUAGGGGAGUUAGUCACACCGGUGCUGCUCAUUUCUAAUGGUAUUGAAAAUAAAUUAAUUGUGUACAUGCAUGAUAAAUUUGUUAGAGCUCUGCAGAAGAUUUAAACCUGAUGAAUCUGAUUUUUAAUAACAGCUCUGGAGCCACCUCUGUCAAAGUAGAUUUUUCUGUGCUUUCUUCCCAAUGUAUUUUGCUUUAUUGUUGUUUCUUCUAGAAUUUUUUCUUCUUACACAUCAGGUUUUCUUUUUUUUUGGUGUUGUUUCCUUUUUGUCUCUUUCCUCAUAAAAGGCAAUUACAUGAUAUUGUCAUGAAAAAAUAUUCCAAAGAUCUAGCCCUGCUACAGCAUACAGCAUCCUUUUUGAGGCUGGUGGUUUUCCUCUGUUGGUAAGAGGAACGCGUUGAGUAGUUGCAGACAGUGUCACGUAGGCUGGGAGGGGCUAAGCAUAUCGAAGCUUCAUCAUUCCCGGUGCUACAGGAAAGUAAAAGAUGAGUGGGGCUGAUGGCUGAACUGUCCGAGCUGGCUGCUCGGGCUAUUAGAAGUUGGCAAUAUAAAUGCUUAGGCAUUUUUUUUAAGGAUUUUAAGUCUGACUUCUCAAUCUGAUGGGUUUUGUCUCCAUUUAGCAUCAUCAAGACUCAGUGGUUGCAUUAGAAGGCAGCUUUACUUCCUGCUUCUCUAGGUGUCAAAAAGAGAGCCAUAAAGUCUGAAAUCAUGAAACCAUUGAAAAACACGUCUCCAUUUCUAAAGCCCACAGUGUUUUGCUCAGGAGAGUCUCAGUCAGAGAGUGGAGUUAAGGCAGUUGUUGGAGUCCACCUACAGCAAAAUACAGCUGGUAACUGCUGAGCUUGAACUUCUGUGAGGAAAGACCUAUCUGUCAGACCAGCUGGCAAAGGAGUGGGAAUCUGGUCUAUCACGUAUUACAAGGGAGGCUGAGGUCCUUUUUUUUUUUUCUUUCUCUCUAUUGUGUGACAUUUUUUGUGUGUGUAGAAGAGUUUUGGAGUAUCAAUUUUAAUUAUUUUAAUUGUAUGUGCUUGUUUGUCAGGGUUGUGUUUCUUCUGAUGUUUGUUUUGAGACGUUUGAACACUUUCUGUCAUACCUAGCUCUGCAUAUUCAUUGGAAGAUAUAGGUGACUACUGGAUGCUCUCGGAGUCCAGGAGAUGCAGGAAUAUGUACGUUUGCUCCACAUGAAAGACCUCAUAUGCAAGGCCAGGACAGAAGUUCCCCUUCUACCAUGGAGAGGUUGACAGGUUUCUUUUUCAUAAUCACAUGAAGCACUUUCUUAAAAACCGUGCUUUACCAGCAAUUCUCUUCCUCCAUUCCAGUCUGAGGUUGCCUAAACUGUAUGUUAAGGCAGAUUAAUACCAUGUGUGAUGCUACUAAUACUUCCUUACCAUAUUGUAAAUAAUCCGUGGUACAUCCCUAAGCCACAUUUGCCUUUCACAUGACUGCAUCGUGCUGUCUGCUGCAGGUGCCCUGUGCCUUGCCAGUACAACCAGCUCUUUCUGCUCCUCGGCUAAUACCAGCUGCUGAGUUAGCAGCUGAUCAUUCCCUUCUUUCAAGAAACUGUUUUCUUAUGAUUUCGUUUUGCCCUGCUGUACUCAUCCUCCUUCUGUUCUGUACUCAUCCUCCUGCCUGAAGUAUACUUAUUUCUUUCUGAUGUAUCUGCGAAAUGACUUUAUUACUUACUAGUGCUCUUUUUCUGUGGGCUUCACUUUUAAUAUGCUCUGAAGAGGAUGUCUUCCCCUGCUUAGCGAAGUUCCCGAAACAUUGUCAUUUUCUCUUUAAAAUGUUUUGUCAUAUUGAAAUCCUCAUAGGCAGUGAUUCAAGAUACCUGUAACUAAAUUGCUUAAGCAGAUGUUUAAAAACAUCUGAAAACAGAAGUGUUCCAGGCUUGUUUCCUUGAGGAGCUGCUGUUAGUAGUAAUGUGAACCAAAGGUCUUUGCAAAGUACUGAGUUUCAUAGACAAACCAAAGCAAGUGUUUACCUUAGGGGAGAGAAUUAAACAUUUUCUUUGUUCGCCACGAGUCAAGUUGGGUUAAAUAACAUACUCUUGCUUUUGCUGAUGUGACUUUUCAAGCCCAGAUUUCACCAGAAGUGCAGCUCUCCUCUCCCCACUGCCUCUGCGGAUCAGUUUGAAGAGACCAGUUUGUUGCUGGCCCUCAAGUGUAAUAAGAGCCAGUUGAAACAAACGUGAUACUUAGAGAGUCGCUGUUUAAUUUUGCACUGUGCUGUCAUUUGAUAUCCUUAUUGCGUGUCUAAACCAAACGUUUUCUCUUGUGUACAAAAAUGCGGUCUAUGAGAAUUAAGGCAGACCCUGGUGUUCCAGGACAUCUGUUCUGCAGAGAUAGCUCUCCCUUCUGCCCUAUCUCCGUGCAAAAUCUUCUGCUUUGGAAUUUGCCAUAGGAAUCCUCUAGGUAUUAUCAUAGUUAUGCUCCUCAUCUGCUAAUCCUUCCUUGGGCUGCACUGACUCUUUACCAAGGAAUGUUCCUCUCGCUGUUUCAGAAAAGCGGUGUUUUGUUUUCUCACUAAUCCAUUUUCUAUCAUGCAGCUUGUUUUUAUCUGCUCGCAUGGUUUUUUUUGCAAGCACCUUGAGUUAGGACUACAUCCUUGGCUUUACCGCUGUCGCAGGCAUUAUUAGCAGUAGGAGAAAGGUGGGGGAGAGUAGGAGGUAGUGGGGGAGUCAUUGCAAUUUCUGAUGGUGAUUUUUGUCUGUGUCAAUUUGAGCAAGUCACUUCACUGCACUGUCUUUUUCUUGCCUCACCUUUCACCUGUCUUGUCUGUUUGGAAGGAGAGCUUCGCAGCCUGUCUUCAGUGUGUGCAUUUUGACAGUAGGGCCUGCCUGAAGCUGACGAUGCUUUUAGAAGCAGGUACGUUGCAUAGAUUAAAAGGGAAUGUAGUUGGCGUGUAAUUCAGUGUGACAGGAGCUGUGCAGGGAGCACCUGCUCGGUUCAACCCAGGUUAUAGAGUAAUCUGUUCCAAUUUAGGCCAAGCCAAAUUUUAACCCUGCACCUGGGAAUAUGCAGAAUGAAAUGCAGACUUUCCCAGUAGAGUAAAUGUUUGCUGUUGUUUGACCCGCGUAGACUCAGUCUGUGCUGCAGCACCAUUCAAACAACAAAUGCUCAGAUUGAGAGGAUGGGAGGACUAGUCCUGGCAGGGCUCUGAGUUAAAUUCAUUACCUGUGCAUCUAUAAAAGUGUUUCUCCUUCCCCUCUCUGAAAAUAAUGUAAUUCCAGUGCAUAUUUUGGCACCUCAGAAGGGGAGUAAAAAACCAUUUAAUGCUGCCUGGCUUCCUUAAUUUGCUUUUUUGAGUUGCGCCUUCCCCUCCUCGUACUUUUUUAUCAUUACCGGUGUCUUCCGCAAGCCGUCUUCCUCCAGUAUCCCUAUAUAUGCAAAUCUCCGUCUCACCGCUGUGCCGUGCUGUUAGCAUACACCUUCCCCUCGUCCCUGCUGAGCUCUCCAGAAGGUUUGGUGUUCUCCUGUGUAGGCCGCCGUGUCUCCACCUCCCAGCUUCAGCAGGGUGCUGCCUCCGCCUGCUCGCCUCAUGCCCUGGAGAAGCACAGCCGCAGCUAUUUUGACUGUUUGUGCUCUUUUGGUUUUCUGGAGAGUUUAUUUUCCUGAAACAGAUUUCAUUCCGUUCCUCACAGGGCGCUCGCGGCCCUUAACUCCUUGCACUUGCUGCUUCAAAAGCCGUCCGUGUCCCUUCGGCUGUCUGCUGCUGCAGUCCUUCGGUUGUUGUGUCAGCCCCAUCUUUUCGGUCUCUUGUAUCUACCUCUCGGGUCCUCUUACCUUCUACCUGCUCCUUAACAUAGGGAUUGUGUUAGCCAUUUGUGUGGUUAACGAGUCUGGCUUUGUGAAAUGUUUUGGGAUAUAGCUCGAAUAAAAGUUUCCAUACAAAAAAUAAUAAAAAAAAAAACGUCGCAAAUAAUCUGAAAGAGGCUGAAUUUGCCCAAGAGGAUUCCUGGAGAACGUCAACGAACACAGGUUCAAUUUUACGUGUGCAUGUAGAAACAGACUGCGUUAAAAACCAGCAGGCAGCGUUAUGCAGAGCCCGUGCUAAAGACUGGAUUUUGGUCACUUGCUUUACCAAAGGUGCAGUGUGGAAGGAACCGUGGAGUUGUUCGAAAGCAUUUGUUUUACUUUGUAAGUGUUGUCUGCAAAAUCAAACAGCUGUUUUCUCAAACAACUUCUCAGUCGCAAAGACAGAAUAUGGCAAGCUCUUGCAGUGGAGUUUAUAUGAAAAUACCAAAUAAAGCUUUCAUUUGAAUGAUCUCCGUUGCUGCUGUUCAUGUUUUCAAGGGGUUUCGGGCAACCUGAGAGAAUUAUGGGUGCAGAUGGUGUUAAAAGUGGGAGCUGGGGUAAAUAUAAACCCAAAUAGGUAUGUUAAUAUGGAAGUGCUUGUUAAAGGAAGUAUUUCUUUAGUUUGUGGUCACCCAUGUAGUGCCUGGGUGCUUUCCAGUAGGGUGUUAAAUUGUUUCUGGAAAUUGCUUUUUUCAGUGCAUCAAUUAUAAGUAACAAAUGACCUGGGUUAAAAUUGUUAAUUUUUAAAUUCCUAACAGAAUACAGCCCGGGUUUGCUGUGGUUACUGUUUAGCAACAUUCGGGCUCUAUCUGAAUAGGUAAACUUCUGAUGGUAACAGAUUGUUACUCAGUAGCCUUCCUAUUUGUUGGUCUUAAGAACGAGAAGCAAUUAAAGACCCGCACUUUUGAAAGGUGGGAAAUGAGUGUAAAUUAUUCGGUAACACUUCUU
This is a messenger RNA of Cygnus atratus (black swan), 6612 nucleotides long. It is a transcript of the gene WBP4, whose product is annotated as WW domain binding protein 4. The record is from RefSeq and is a predicted model, not a curated record. Gene Ontology annotation, molecular function: protein binding; zinc ion binding; RNA binding. The coding region runs from base 140 to 1330 and encodes 396 amino acids. The transcript has 10 exons. Gene Ontology annotation, biological process: mRNA splicing, via spliceosome. NCBI's taxonomy places the organism in Eukaryota, Metazoa, Chordata, Aves, Anseriformes, Anatidae. Gene Ontology annotation, cellular component: nucleus; precatalytic spliceosome.